AUGUCUUUAGUCGCCUAUGGCAGCAGUGAUGAUAGUGACUCAGAAGAAACCUCAACUUCUGCCGCGCCGCAGAGCAAAGUCAGCACAGGAGGGCUCUUCUCACUCCUGCCUGCUCCUAAAAAGCCAGUAUCGGCAGGAGGAAAUGGUGGGCCAAGAAAGGAGACAAAAGCGAACUGUUCCGCAGGGGACAACACGUCAAACGAUGACCUAGAUCCUCGGCCAUCUAAAGGAGUCUUAUUUUCUAGUCUGCCUAAGCCGAGGAAGCGAACAGAGCCUGUCAAGAUCACUGUACCACAGAUCCAGAGACGGGAUUCAGACUCUGAUGAUGAUGAUGAUGAACCAGCAAAGAAGAAACUACAUCCUCAGGGUUCAGGCCUUUCCUCCCUUCUACCACAACCCAAAAACCUGAACAGGAAGGAGAUUGAUAGACCCCUGAUUCCUUAUACACUCACCAAGCGCCAAGAACCCAAAGGGCCCAAGCCUGGAACGCCAGCUCAGGGUCUGCUCGGUUCUAGUGCGUCUCCCUCUGCAAUCAAAGCUGCAGCAAAAUCAGCCGCCCUGCAGCUGGCUCGACAAAUAGCCACUGACGACCAGGAUAACGAGGAGGAAAUCACCCCACAGAACUACUUUUCUCUGGGUGAGAGCUCCCAGCCUCUCCCUGCAGUCAUCCCAAUCUUAGACCCUGAGCCAUCAGCCCCCGCAGAACCUCUUGCACCUGCACCUGCAGAUGCAGAUGAGCCGGGUCAGUCAGAUGCCCCUCUCGACUUUGGAGGGAGCCAUGAGGGAGCUGGUGCAUGGGGAGGUCAGUAUCCUCAGUUUGAACAGCCCAUGGCAGGCCCAGAAGCUCUCCCUCAGGGAUAUUAUAAUGAGACAUACUACCAAGAUCCUGACGCCGGAUCGGCAGAGACUGAAGAGCCUGGCAACUCUGCCAUGUUUGAUGAUGAAGCGUUCAUGCGGCUGCAAGGGAAACGGAACAGGGGCAAAGAGGAAGUGAAGUUUCUGGAAAUCAAAGGGGACGACCAGCUAAGUGGCAACCAGCAGUGGAUGACCAAGAGCAUGACCGAAGAGAAGCAGGCCCGUCAGUCCUUCAGCAAGAAAAAAGGAGAACAGCCUACAGGACAACAGCGACGCAAGCAUCAGAUAACCUAUCUCAUUCACCAGGCAAAGGAACGUGAGCUGGAGCUGAAGAACAGUUGGGCAGACAACAAACUAACCCGCCGGCAGACACAGGCCAAAUAUGGUUUCUAAAUGUCAUACUGUGGACUAUUGGUGGCAUGUGGAAACCCUGCAUCAGAAAGUAGAGUAGAGCUUUCCAGAUUUCCCUACACAUUGAGGGAAACUUGUUCGAAAAGAAACUAUACACACCGUAAUACAGAUUUUCUCUCCUGCCCUCCCUCCUGUAUUUGUUAUAUAAUAUAAUUCAGUAGUUUUUUUGGUCAACUGUUUCAUAAAGGUGUAACUUCUGUAUGGAAAAUCCAGCCACAGUCGAUUCCUUUUACAGUAAAUAUAGGCUCUAUACAUGCAAAUAAACCUGUGGCAGAGAUGAUGUAAUGUGACCCUUGAGUGGCCAUUAUAAAUGCUUUCCUUUGAACGUGUAUGCAUAUUCAUACAGCAAACAUUGAUGUAUGAAUCCUUUUUUUGUUUUUAAUACGGAUGACUACAACAGGUUUGGUUCUCUGGCAAUUACACAAAUGUUAGUAAAAUGUUGAUGCAGAGAAAUGAACUGGAGACAGUUAAACCUGUGAGGCAUUACAUAUUUAUACGUUGAAUCAACAACUUUGUAAUAUAAAAUAAAGGUGAUAUUGGAAUACAUAUGCUGCAGUUGCUCGUAAUGACUCAUUAAAUUAAGGAUGUAAAAGUUGUCCAUGUUGCUUGUAUUUCAUCCCUAUUUUUUUUUUUAUUUACUUCAUGGUCUUGCAUUGAAAACUUCAAAGUUGUGAAAGAGCAUACCUGCAACUACAUCUUUUCUAAGGAGGUUUUGCAUAAAUGAAUUGCCAGAGAACCACACAUGCAUUUCACUUUCAGCUGGUUCUUUAGCUACCAUCGGGCCAGAGAACCAUCUGAUCUUAAAACUUUUUUUUUUUUUACCUGGCUGCAUCCAGCAUGCAUCUUACAGAUUCAGUAGUUUCUCCUAAAUACCAAUUACUUUUUAGUACUGUGAAAUGGGCAGCGAGGCAGCACAUUUAGCCUCUUGAAGAAGACCAAAAUGGCAAUCACAUUAAUUUCAAACUGAUUCCAAUCUCUCCAGCUUUGGAGAAUAUUGCAGAUUUCUGCUUUCUCUCUCUGAUUUGAAUAUCAUCCUUGCAUCAAUCUUUCCCAUUCUGCAAUUAAGCCUUUUAAAUGGCUUUUCACUGAAGCACUGACAUUUAUUCAGGCUCUUAAUUUUUUCCUCCUUUAAAAAAAGCAAUCAGAAGUCCACCCUCCAAUAUGUUUUUAGUUUUUCAAGCAGAAAAUAGAAUACAAAUGUAAACUCGUGAGCCAGGUUGCUGAAUGCACUAUAUGUCAUAACACAUGGAUUUUUUAGAGAGCUUCAUAUGUUAACUGUCUCGGUGUGGCGGUGGCUCUGUAGUCUUCCACCAUUCCUGUAUCAACACAUGCACAAGCUGAUCUGCCUUAAAACUGACUCAAACGUUAAUCAGGCACUCACAGCACUUCCUGGUUAAUUACAUAUCCAUUUAAUUAUCUUAACAUUGACCUCAGCUGAUUUCGUGGUACGAUUAACAAAGCAUACAAAAGUAUUAGGCACUGACAUUUCAAAUUCAGUGACUAACAUGUUUGAUGGCAUUGCUGGGAAAAACUUUUUUGUUUAUACUAUAUUUUGUUAUGUGUGUUGUGCAGUUAAAAUUAAUGAAUAAAUAUUUGUCUUUCCUGGCUCCAUA
Molecule: messenger RNA, 2879 nt
Organism: Perca fluviatilis (European perch)
Lineage: Eukaryota; Metazoa; Chordata; Actinopteri; Perciformes; Percidae
Gene: prcc
Product: proline rich mitotic checkpoint control factor
Exons: 7
Coding region: 1-1248 (415 amino acids)
Cellular component (GO): nucleus
Source: RefSeq, a predicted model, not a curated record